AUGAACAGUAGUGAUCACGAUGAAAAAUUCGCCUGUCGAUUAGGCAAAGCACUCUACCACUUUGCUUCCUUUUUACGCAUCCCUCAAGCGGAGUAUCUUCAACGCUUCCUGAAGGAGAACAGCCAUCUCGUUGGAGGAAGCGAGGAUGAGAUGAAGGUGCUAUUCUUCGGAAGCAUUGAAAAGUUUGAGGAUAGGUGGUGCCAGAUGGUUGACCAAUUUACCGAAGAUAGGAAAAAGCUGCAAUCGUUUCACGAAAUGGACGAGUAUUUGGUGGAGAUGGAUAAAUUGUGUAAACAGACGCUGAAAACAUUUGAAGAUUACAUGCUGACGCCUAUCAGCGCUCGAUCUGCUAUUAAGACUAUCACCAGAGGUAUAUUCCCUAUGAUUUCAGCGCGUUUACAGUGGCGUGCACUUGAUUAUUUUGAAUUCUAUCUAAAUCAAAUCAACUGCCAGGAUAUGCAUAGCAUGUAUGAGUACACAAGGCUGCUUGAACCUCGGCGCCUCCUAGGGCCAGAGCCUGACGGGAGCGGAAUUGAUUUUGAGAUUCUGUAUAAUCGGGUUGACGAACUCGAAACACGCGCACUGCAUCCAAAAGCAACCGAAAAUCCUACGACCCAACGACGACAGGAGAGAUAUGACGCAGUAACAGACCUCAAUGCUAAAGAAAAACGGCCGGCUCAAGCGCAAUCUGGGGGGAAGGAGCUGUCAUUUAAUCAUCACGUAUUUGAGAGAGAUUUCCAGCUGGCCUACUCAAAUAACGACAAGGAUCAAUUGGAUACUGAUUUUAGUACUUCGGAUAAUUGCACUACCGGUGUCUUCCAUUUCGACGAUGCCACCCUGUCAGACGAGGAGCCCCUAUUGAGGGAAGAAGACGCUAGAGAAGAGAACGAGCCUAUCUCGAGAACAUUAACCCUUACGAGGAACGUCAGCGGUUCUCCUGAGCCCCAGGCUGACCCAUCAGGAGCAUACAGCGACGCCUCGAAUUGCUCUUCACUUUCGGGUUGCUUGCCACCCAACCCCCCUUCAUACCACUCCACCAGUAAGGACACCGUGGAGAAAAGUCUCGGUCUUGUCGAAAGAUUCGAACAAGAUCCCUUCUUCGCUAUAUCAACAAAAUUUAUCAACCCGGCACAAUAUUUCUUGCUUCGCAGAGGAAACUGCGAGAUGCCCUUUAAGGUGGUCCGAGGAGGUGUAAGGGGAGAUGUCUGGUCCUUCGUGAUCAACUUGACGUAUACAACGGAGCAGAUGCGACAGUUAUUGCAGUCGUGUCGUCCGGAAGACAGCGAAGUGGCCGAGGAAUUCAUGCAAAUGUUCCUUCGCCGCCCGAGCUCUAUCCAUAAACGGGUGAUAGUCACGAAGAAGGGUACCCAUUACAAGGUCGUCGACGUUUACAUUGAUGAGGAGUGGAGGUUCGGUUUAGAGCGUAAAGUGACAUUCGAUGAGCUGAAGGACAUGCUGCGCCAGAGUCUGAGGAUGGAGAGGGGAUCUGGAUCCUUGUGGAUGUAGAUUGAUGCCUACGUUCGAGUGUUCUUGUUAGUCUCUGAGAAUAAUGUGCCUCGAUGAUGGACCAAUCAGAUACGACGGCGGGACAUCUUCAUAUAGCAGGUCCUUGAAUAUUCGGCAUGACACAACUGCCUUGAAUCUAGGGAGAUCUAGGGUAAGGUUUGGCACUUCAUGUCGAAGAGCUAAUGAUCGAGACGAUCGUGCCUUCGAGAUAAGAUUUGGUACUCAGUCCUACUAUGACUGGUUAGCGCAUCGGUAAAUAACCCCCCAUCUAAGUGUAUGAGACGUGCACAUUUAAACUUUAAGAGAAAUGUAUUUCGUGCCCAUGCGCCAAGCAACGGUCCGUGAGCGUGAUGAUACCAAUCUCGAUCUACUGUAUCAUCCUCC
Molecule: messenger RNA, 1890 nt
Organism: Desarmillaria tabescens
Lineage: Eukaryota; Fungi; Basidiomycota; Agaricomycetes; Agaricales; Physalacriaceae
Exons: 6
Coding region: 1-1506 (501 amino acids)
Source: RefSeq, a predicted model, not a curated record